AUGGGGGCUUCCGCAGCUCUCGUUUUCUCAUGCAUGGGAGCAGCUUACGGCACAGCGAAGAGUGGCGUUGGUGUUGCAUCCAUGGGUGUUAUGAGGCCUGAACUCGUCAUGAAGUCCAUUGUUCCCGUUGUUAUGGCUGGUGUGCUUGGUAUUUACGGCCUUAUCAUUGCCGUUAUUAUCAGCACGGGUAUCAACCCCAAGGCCAAGGCCUAUUACUCUUUUGAUGGUUACGCUCAUCUGUCUUCUGGGCUCUCUUGCGGUCUGGCGGGUCUCGCUGCGGGCAUGGCCAUUGGGAUUGUCGGCGACGCUGGUGUCAGAGCUAACGCCCAGCAACCCAAGCUUUUCGUCGGCAUGAUUCUUAUUCUAAUUUUUGCUGAAGCUCUUGCCCUGUAUGGGCUUAUUGUUGGUAUCAUUCUGUCAUCGCGUGCUGGCCAGUCUCGCGCCGAUUAG
Closterium sp. Naga37s-1 is the source of this 450-nucleotide messenger RNA. Lineage: Eukaryota; Viridiplantae; Streptophyta; Zygnematophyceae; Desmidiales; Closteriaceae. The record is from the annotation of a GenBank genome assembly.